Dimorphilus gyrociliatus is the source of this 1347-nucleotide messenger RNA. NCBI's taxonomy places the organism in Eukaryota, Metazoa, Annelida, Polychaeta, Dinophilidae. The record is from the annotation of a GenBank genome assembly.
AGGUUUGUUCAAUCAAAAUACGGCUGGUCUGAGCGUGCCCGGAAAAUCGAACUCAAAACAAUUCACGCAAUUUUCAGACUACAUAAAAGAGGAAUUUCUUCUCUUCAAAUCAUUAGACAUAUGGCGACCAAGAGAAAAGCAGUAACUGACGCGGAAAAGAAAUCGAAGAAAGUUUUCGGUGAAACUGAUUUGAAGUGGAAUCUAAUAUGGAAGAGGAUAGGCGAAGAAUUAAAGGCAGGAAUUCCACCUGUAAUGGCUCUUCUUUCUGAUACAUUGGAAGGACGAGAAAAAAUAGCUGCUUUUGAUAUUGAUGGCACUAUUAUUAAAACCAAAAGUGGAAGGAAGUUCGCCACCGGUCCAGCUGAUUGGUUGUUUUGGGAUAAGAGUGUACCUAAAAAAUUGAAGGAAUAUGAUGAAAAUGGUUAUAGAAUUGUGUUCUUUACAAAUCAAGCAGGUGUAGAAAAGGGUAAUACUAAAAUUGAAGAUCUUAUGGUAAAAUUUGAGAAAAUUGUCGAAUCUAUAGAUUGUCCAGUCUUUGUCUUUGUAUCAACUGGGACAAAUCAUUAUAGAAAACCUUGUACAACAAUCUGGGAUUUCUUUACAGCAAAGUGCAACGGCAAUCAAACGAUUAAUAAAGAGGAUAGCUUUUUUAUUGGUGAUGCUGCCGGUAGACCAAAGAAUUGGGCACCUGGUAAAUCUAAGGAUUUUUCUGCAUCAGAUAGAAUGUUCGCAGCUAAUAUUGGAAUAACUUUUAAGACACCUGAAGAAUUCUUUUUAGGUCAUAAAGCAUGUAGACAAUUUGAAUGGGGUAGUUAUGAUCCAUCAAAUAUUGUGGAGAAUGCAAAUGCAAUGGAAACCUAUCACAAAGAAGAACAAGAAAUUGUAGUGAUGGUUGGUCCUCCAGCUUCUGGAAAGAGUACAUUUAGUCGGCGAAAUUUCAAGGAUCAUAAUUACGUGAUUGUUAAUAGAGAUACAUUAGGAACUGCAGAUAAAUGUUUAAAAGCUGCCGAAGAAGCUAUAAAGAAAAAAAAAAGCGUUGUCUCAGACAAUACCAAUCCUUCAAAACAUGCUAGAGCUGAUUAUUUAAAACUUGCUAAAAAAUAUAAGCUUCCAAUUAGGUGUAUACUUAUAGAUACAGAUAUCAAGUUAGCAAAACACUUGAACAUUGUCCGAAUGAAUCAAACAGAGGGUAAAAUAAGAAGAAUACCAGACGUUGGUUAUAAUGUUUUCAAGAAGAAUUAUGAAGAACCUCACAUCAGCGAGGGUUUUACGGACGUUUUAAAAGUGCCAAUUCAACUCAAGUUCGAAACUGAUAGAGAUAGACAACUAUUCCAACAGUGGACCUAA